Molecule: messenger RNA, 1365 nt
Organism: Epithele typhae
Lineage: Eukaryota; Fungi; Basidiomycota; Agaricomycetes; Polyporales; Epitheliaceae
Product: FAD/NAD-P-binding domain-containing protein
Exons: 6
Coding region: 1-1365 (454 amino acids)
Biological process (GO): secondary metabolite biosynthetic process
Molecular function (GO): FAD binding
Source: RefSeq, a predicted model, not a curated record
AUGAACGUCGCUAUCCCCGACAAGAAGCUUCGCGUCGCUAUCAUCGGUGCCGGUCUCGGCGGUCUCGCCCUCGCCCUCGCUCUGCAGAAGAACAUGCCUGAUAUAGAGCUCGACAUAUACGAACGUGCCAAACAGCUCGCUGAAGUCGGCGCCGGUCUCGGUGCGUCGCCUCGCGUCUGGGCGAUCCUCCAGUCCCUCGGCCUCGAAAAGGAUUUGUUGGAGGCUGGCGGCACGACUCAAGUCAGUGGAACGAUGCCAUUGCGCUUCCUGAAGGGCGACCAGCCCGAGGUGGCUGAAAUAUGCGAAUUCGGGUCCCCAGUCCGCACUUUCCACCGGGCGCACAUACAGCAGAUCUUCACGCGACACCUGAAGAACUCCGAGCAGAUUCUUCACUUCUCCAAGCUCCUUGUUGGCUACGCAGAGCCCGAAGACCCUACGGCCCCGAUAGUUUUGCGGUUCGGGGACGGGUCGACGGCCACCUGCGAUCUGGUCCUCGGUGCCGACGGCCUCAAGAGCGCGGUUCGCCACCAGAUGUAUAACGACAUGGCGGACGUGGCGGAGAAGAAGGGUGACCUCGACAUUGCCGCGAAGCUGCGGGACGUGAUUCCCCCUGUGUGGUCGGGCAUGGUCGCCUACCGCGCCGUUGUUCCUACGGAUAAGCUCACGCAGGACGUCAAGGACUUGACAAAGCCGAUGAUGAACAUUCUGUUUGGCAAGUCACGCUAUCUGAUAUACUUCCCUAUCUCGCGCGGGCAGGCAUACAAUGUGGCUGCCAUGGUUCAAAUGCCCGGGGCCGCGGGCACACAGUACAACGGUCCGCCGUUGACGGCAGAGGGGAUCCUGAAGCUCUACACCGACUGGGAUCCCAAGAUCAAGAGCAUUAUCAGUCAUAUGAGCAUGCCGCUCGACUGGGCCGUACACACCGUCAAAGAUCUCCCCACGUAUGUGAAAGGUCGCGUUGCUCUUCUCGGUGAUGCAGCGCACGCAAUGACCACUAGCCAAGGCUCUGGCGCAGGCCAGGCGAUCGAAGACGGCUACAUACUCUCCGCCGUACUCGCCCAUCCCCUCGUCACGAGCCAGAAUAUCUCCGUCGCGCUCGAGAUCUACGACACGGUCCGCCGGCCGUUCUCGCAAGACAUCGCGCGCCGCUCGCGCGAGAGCACGCGUCUGUACCUUCUCGACCGGCUCGGGUGGGAGAACGUAAGCGAGGCUGAGUGUGCGCGCGGCGGGUUCACGCACGAGCAGCUCCAGCCAAUUGGGCGGAUGAUAGAGGAUGAUAUGGGGUGGGUGCAUGCUACCCGCAUCGAGCACGACGAGGAGCGCGCGAUGCAGAUGGCACAGGAGAGGCUGAGCGCGCAGGCAUGA